ACUCAGAGGCGGCUACUGGCCCGCAACGGAGACCGAAAGCAGUGUUCGCUCGCCGCUACUCCAGCCUCGGGCUUCAAGCCCUGUAGCUGAGAAGACAUCUAAUGGUACAUCACUGGUCCGUUCUGCCUCAGUUUCGGGAUCCAUCCGAAAAGCUUCCUGACAAGGAUUCUCAGUGAGACCGCACUCGAUUAAAUCGGUCUGUCUCUUCCGACCAAGGAGGCGGGCUCGCCGCAGCCGCUUCAAGGCCAAAGCGAGUGGAGCUUACUGCGCACGCGCAGUAGACAGCGAUGGAGCCACCAAUGGAGCAGUCCGGAGGGGAGCAAGAACCAGGAGCUGUCAGGCUCCUGGACCUGCCCUGGGAAGACGUGCUGCUCCCGCACGUCCUGAACUGGGUCCCGCUGCGCCAGCUGCUCCGGCUGCAGCGCGUCAGUCGCGCCUUCCGGGCGCUCGUUCAGCUGCACUUGGCGAGGCUGCGCCGCUUCGACGCCGCUCAGGUGAGCCGGGGCCCGGAGCCACGCCCACGCCACGCCCCCGCGUGGGUACCACCGUCGCCCCGCCUCCAGGCCAGCCCCUGCUGCGCGGUAAACCCUUCCCGACCCCGGGUGGGUCCACAGAUUCCACGGGCGGCACUAGCCCGGCUACUGCGGGAUGCUGAGGGGCUGCAGGAGCUGGCGCUGGCUCCGUGUCACGAAUGGCUGUCGGACGAGGACCUGGUGCCGGUGCUGGCACGGAAUCCACAGCUCCGGAGCGUAGCGCUGGCCGGCUGCGGCCAACUGAGUCGCCGAGCCCUGGGGGCGCUGGCUGAGGGCUGCCCGCGUCUGCAGCGCCUUUCCCUCGCUCACUGUGACUGGGUGGACGGGCUGGCACUGCGUGGCCUCGCUGACCGCUGCCCGGCUCUGGAGGAGCUAGACCUCACCGCCUGUCGUCAACUCAAGGACGAGGCCAUCGUGUACCUGGCGCAGAGACGCGGCGCGGGCCUCCGCAGCCUCUCAUUAGCAGUCAACGCCAAUGUUGGGGACACUGCGGUUCAAGAGUUGGCUCGAAACUGCCCGCAGCUCGAGCACCUAGACCUCACCGGCUGCCUUCGGGUCGGAAGCGACGGUGUCAGGACACUGGCCGAGUACUGCCCGGCGCUGCGCUCUCUGCGGGUGCGGCACUGCCACCAUGUGGCUGAACCGAGCCUGAGCCGCUUGCGGAAGCGUGGUGUGGACAUCGACGUGGAACCACCCCUGCACCAGGCUCUGGUGCUACUCCAGGACAUGGCAGGCUUCGCACCCUUUGUCAACCUACAGGUCUGACUAACUUUCCUUGGGGUGGGAGCACAGCUGGACUGUGUAGCCCGGGCUUGACCCUGAGCCAUAGGGAAACUGAACUGUGGGGGCCUGUGGUUGACAGGCCUGUGAAAUCCCCUGUCCCACCCUGGAAUUUCAAAUAAAGAGCUUUUUACCCCUU
This is a messenger RNA of Mus musculus (house mouse), 1452 nucleotides long. RefSeq names its product F-box and leucine-rich repeat protein 15 (gene Fbxl15). Gene Ontology annotation, cellular component: SCF ubiquitin ligase complex; cytoplasm. The record is from RefSeq and is marked validated. The transcript is spliced from 4 exons. The coding region runs from base 288 to 1298 and encodes 336 amino acids. Gene Ontology annotation, biological process: G2/M transition of mitotic cell cycle; SCF-dependent proteasomal ubiquitin-dependent protein catabolic process; protein ubiquitination. NCBI's taxonomy places the organism in Eukaryota, Metazoa, Chordata, Mammalia, Rodentia, Muridae.